AGAGAAUGAGUGAAGCGAUCGUCUCGUGCGUCAAAAUUAGUAUAUUACUGCUUUUUCUACCAACUGUCAGCACUAUAGAAGAUAGUAAACAUUGGCAUCGCCUUGCUGAAGAAGAACUUACAGAGUCUCUAUCUUACAAAUGGAAUACAAAUAUUGCAAAAAAUGUGAUAAUAUUCGUGGGAGAUGGUAUGAGUCCAGAUACCAUAACAGCUAGCAGGAUUUUUAAGAAUGGCGAAACCAGCUAUCUUUCAUGGGAAAAGUUUCCCCAUAUUGGUCUACUUAAGACCUACAACACAAAUAAACAAGUCCCAGAUUCUGCAUCAACAGCGACAGCAAUUUUUGGUGGUGUUAAAACGAACUUUAAGGUGGUUGGGGUGGAUAUGAAUGUACCCUUAGCUGAUUGUGAAGCGAGCUUGAAUACCGACUUUCAUGUUCAAUCAAUAAUCAGUUGGGCUCAAGAAGUCGGUAAAUCUACAGGAUUUGUUACCACUACUAGAGUAACGCAUGCAACUCCAGCUCCUCUAUAUGCACAUUGUCCAGAUAGGAGAUGGGAAUGCGAAGCUAAAAAACCUGCAAAUGCAGAAAAAUGUAAAGACAUUGCAAGGCAAUUAAUAGAAAAUGAACCUGGAAAAAGUAUUAAGGUGAUCAUGGGUGGAGGAAGACAAAUGUUACAAUCUUUACUGAAUGGCACAGCUUCGGAUCCAAUAGAUAAAUGGGCAUGUCGUAGCAAAGAUGGUAGAGAUCUCAUUGAAAAAUGGAGACAAGAUAAAAAAUCUAGGAAAAUCUCUUUCGAGGUUGUUCAAAAUAAUGAAGAACUUUCUAAAGUCGAUUAUGAAAAGACUGAAUUUUUGUUUGGGAUAUUUGCAAAUGGACACAUUGCAAUGGAUUGGCAGCGUGAUAAGAGUCCGAAAGGACAACCAAGUUUAGAAGAAAUGACAGCUGCAGCCAUAAAGAUUUUAGAUAAAUCUGAUAAAGGUUAUCUCCUCGUGGUUAGUGGCACUCUGACCGCAAAUUCUGAACAUUUGCUUUUAUUUCGUGAAACUGAAAGGUCUUCAGCUUAUAAAUGGAUGAAGAUACAGAAUGGCGCAAAUGGAUUCUACACGUUUACUAUUACGUUUGAAAGAUUUUCUCCAAAUUCGCGUGUGCAGUUGCUGUACUAUAUAUUAAACUUCCUCAAGGUAGAAGGUGGUCUUAUCGACUUUGCCCAUCACAGAGGUCAUGCUGCUCAAGCUUUGUUGGAAACUGUCAGGUUCUCAGAGGCCAUAAAUGCUACUCUGAAAUUAGUUAAUACCGAAGAGACUUUGGUCAUAGUAACGAGCGAUCAUACGCAUUCAAUGGCUUUCAAUGGAUACAGUGAACGAGGCUCGUCCAUUCUUGGUGUUGCUCAAAAGUCAAAAUUCGACAAAAUAAGUUACACAACACUAACUUACAAUACUGGCGGGCCAAACAAUAUUGCAUAUAAAGUAAGAAAUGGAGAAGCAGUCAGAAUGGAUCCCUCAUUGAAUGACACGACUCAUUACAAUUAUAGUCAACAAGCAGCGAUAAUUUCAGAUGAGGCUUAUCAUGGAGGAGGCGACGUCGCAGUCUAUGCAAUAGGGCCUCAAGCACAUCUUUUUCACUCUACACAUGAACAGAACUUCGUGGCACACGUGAUAGCAUAUGCUGCAAAAAUUGGUCCUUACAAAAAAGUCGACCAUCGCAAAAAAAGUGGUGCCAACCAACAAUGGAUCACUCAUUCCAGUGUGAUUAUUUCAAUUAUUAUGAUCGUCCUUUUUAAAAUCUACCACUGAAGGGAUUUCGACUUUUUUUAUAGAGUAUUAGAGAUGACACAAUUUUACCGAAAAAAAAGCAAAUUCACGAAUAUUCUGAAAGUAAAACUUUAGACGCAAAUUCCGGGCUUUAAAGUUUCGUCAAUUUCUCUUGGUUUUUUAACUUUUACAUCCCGAACAUUUCAAUUUCGUUAGUUUUUUUCGGACAUUUGAAAUUUCCUAUUUUUUUCGGUAUUCUUCAACAAUCAAGAUCUUUUUUGUCGGCAAAAUGAUGCCAUCGCAGUAUAAGAAAUUAUUUCGACACCGAGAAUUGAAAAUCAGAAGAGAGACAUACUUUAUACGUAGAACAUUUAAUCUCAAAAUCAAUUCUUUAAAAAAAAAAUGAAAGAUAAUUUACUGCAACAGUCUGAUUUUCACGGAAAACAGAACGAUAACUGCGCACA
Molecule: messenger RNA, 2212 nt
Organism: Belonocnema kinseyi
Lineage: Eukaryota; Metazoa; Arthropoda; Insecta; Hymenoptera; Cynipidae
Product: alkaline phosphatase, tissue-nonspecific isozyme-like
Exons: 9
Coding region: 6-1790 (594 amino acids)
Biological process (GO): dephosphorylation
Molecular function (GO): alkaline phosphatase activity
Source: RefSeq, a predicted model, not a curated record